Messenger RNA from Pteronotus mesoamericanus, 9673 nucleotides. RefSeq names its product Gse1 coiled-coil protein (gene GSE1). Lineage: Eukaryota; Metazoa; Chordata; Mammalia; Chiroptera; Mormoopidae. The coding region runs from base 136 to 5913 and encodes 1925 amino acids. The record is from RefSeq and is a predicted model, not a curated record. The transcript is spliced from 17 exons.
CAGCAGGAGCCGGCGCCCGGCGCGCGCGAGCUGUCCCCGGCCGACGGCUGCGUGCUGGUGUGCGCCGUGUGCCGCUGCUUCCUGGGCGAACAGUGGGCCGCCUUCGAGCGCGCCCGCACGCCCGUGGACAAGCGCAUGUACUGGCUUAAGCGGCCCCACCAGUGCGACGCGGGCGCGGGCGGGCGCCGCGGGGGCGCUGGGGCCCCCCGCGAGUGGAACGUCGCCUACGCGCUGGGCGGCGCGGCCGGCGACGACGAGCACGACGACGACGGCGGCGGCCCCGGUUCCCGAGCCGCCGCGGAAGAGCCUCGAGACUCGGAGCUCUCAGAGCUGUCGGACACCGACCCCCUCUCAGAGCCCGACCCUGUCACGCGCGACGCCGUCAGUCCCCGCCAGGACGGGGCGCCAGCGGCGCGGGCCACUCCGGGGCCUGGGCCUCGCGGGGGCCGCUGCCAGGAGUGGAGGCCGGUGCCGGGACCCCCUCCGGGACAGAUCGCCGAGACCCCCACGCAGGGUGACGUGGAGGAGGAGGAGGGGGACCCUUCGAAGCUCCACGUGGACGGGGAGCCCAAGACUGGCAUUAGGCGCAGGCGUAAGGGCGUUGGGAGGCACUGGGUCCCCGAAGCCCGGGCCAGUGUCUUGAGAGGCAUUCAGGAUCCUUGGCAAGGCCCUCCAGCCCAAGGGGCCCCUGCAGAUGGCAUGAAAGGAGCCCCUUCAGGCAGGGCUACCAAGACUCCGGAGAGCAGACCACUGGGGGAGUCCCGUGGAGGCUACUGCCUAUCUGAGGACAGUGACAUCAACAUCACCAGUGAGGAGGAAGACCGAAAGGAGCAGCCUCUCCCGCGCCCCUGUGGCCCCAAAGAGAAGGAAAACGGUGGCCGAGUCCCCCGGGUUCCUCUGGAAAGCCAGGCUGCGCCACCAGAGGGCCUUUGCUGCUACAUCUGCGGGUCUGCGCUGUCACCGGCCUCGCAGCACCAGAUCCACGUGCAGAAGCAGGAGAAGCUGGCCCAGGCCCCCUUCUUCCCCUUCCUGUGGCUGCAUAGUCCACCUCCGGGGGCUCAGCCCAUCAGCGAGGGUGGCAGCACCCUGGUGUGCCCCUGCUGCUUCUCCUCCCUCAUGCAGCAGUGGCAGAGCUUCGAGCUGGCCAGCGUGCCUGUCCUGCAGCGACUGUACGUGGUGCCCCUGAACAGCCACGCCCCCGGCAUGGCCUCCAAGGGCAGGAGGCUCCCCAGGGAAGAGGGCCCACCCCCUGGGCCCCUGCCAGAGGCCUGCUACCUCUGUGGGGAGGACUGCACCCCGGACGCCCGGGCAGUGACCUCCAGGAUCCUCAACGGCAAUGCCAGAAGCACCAUGCAUUUCCCCUUCCUCAGUCUCCUGCCCUGUCCUCCCAACGCACGGGGCCCCAACAAACGCUGUGAGGUCCGUAGCUGCCCCAAGUGCUUCAGCGUCCUGGAGGACAUCUGGGCGCUCUACCGGGCCUGCCAGAAUGAGGAGCUCAUCACUUCCGUGCAGGGCUUCCUGGGAAGGUACCACCAGGCCUUCCCUGCUUCAGACCCUGCUCUCUCCGAGCCGCCUGCAUUGACCCAGGGCAGUGCCGUGUCCAUCUGCUACAUCUGCGGGGCUGAGCUGGGCCCCGGGAAGGAGUUCCAGCUCAACGUGAACCCCUCCAGUCGCUUGGGCGAGAAGGAACCCUUCUUCCCCUUCCUCACAGUUUACCCACCUGCCCCGCGCGCCAGGCCUGCUGACUCUACCGGCCUGGUGGCCACCUGCGUGCUCUGCUACCACGACUUGCUAGGCCAGUGGCUGCAACAUGAGGCACGCAAUGCCCACCACGCUGUCAGUGCCUGGUCUCGGCAGUACCAAGUGGAUACGUUUGUGUGCUUCUUCUGCCAGCAGGAGAGGAAGCGCUGUCUGGGGCUGAAGGCUGUGCGUGUGGCCCGGCUGCCCUUGUUUCUCUACACCCUGCGAGCAAGCCACAGCCUUUUGGUGGACGACGGGCGGCAGCUGAUCAUUGGUGCCUGCGUGGAGUGUGGGACCCUGGUGUGUGCUGGCCAAGGGCUGACCCGCCAGGGACCCAUGGGCUGGAGCUCCCCUGUGGCAUCGGCGAUAAAGGUCACCUCUGCAUCUCUCGAGGCACCGACAGCCAUCCACCCGCCCGCCCGGGAGCCUGAGCCCUGGCUGGGAAGCCCAGCAGACAGCCUGCUCAGAGGCCCCAAGACCGCCCCGGAGCUGGGGCCAGCCCGGUGUCAGCAGAGCAGCCAGGAUGGGGCCGGACCAGACCUCACGGGCACAGGCAUGAGCCAUGAGCCCAAGUCCCCUUCACUAGGAAUGCUUUCCACCGCGACCAGGACCACCGCCACCGUCAGCCCCCUCACCCCCUCACCGCUCAAUGGCGCCCUGGUGCCCAGUGGCAGCCCCGCCACCAGCAGCGCACUGUCGGCCCAGGCCGCGCCGUCCUCCAGCUUUGCCGCUGCACUGCGCAAGCUCGCCAAGCAGGCGGAGGAGCCCAGAGGGUCUUCACUGAGCAGCGAGUCAUCCCCCGUGUCCUCUCCAGCCACCAACCACAGCUCCCCGGCCAGCACACCGAAGCGCGUGCCCAUGGGCCCCAUCAUCGUGCCCCCUGGGGGCCACAGUGUCCCCAGCACGCCCCCCGUGGUGACCAUUGCCCCUACCAAGACCGUCAAUGGCGUCUGGAGGAGCGAGAGCCGGCAGGACGCCAGCUCUCGGGGCAGCAGCAGUGGUCGAGAACGCCUCAUCGUGGAGCCCCCACUGCCCCAGGAGAAGGCAGGGGGCCCGGCCAUCCCCUCCCACCUGCUCAGCACCCCCUAUCCAUUCGGCAUCUCCCCCAGCUCAGUCGUGCAGGACUCCCGGUUCCCCCCGCUCAACCUGCAGCGGCCCGUGCACCACGUGGUGCCCCCCAGCACGGUGACCGAGGACUACCUGAGGAGCUUCCGGCCCUACCACACCACCGAGGACCUCCGCAUGUCCUCCCUACCUCCCCUCGGCCUGGACCCUGCCACCGCCGCAGCCUACUACCACCCCGGUUACCUGGCCCCGCACCCCUUCCCCCACCCGGCCUUCAGGAUGGAUGACUCCUACUGCCUGUCCGCCCUGCGGUCGCCCUUUUACCCCAUCCCCACCCCCGGCUCCCUGCCUCCGCUGCACCCAUCAGCCAUGCACCUUCACCUCUCUGGGGUCCGCUACCCUCCUGAGCUGUCCCACUCGUCCCUGGCGGCGCUGCACUCAGAGCGGAUGUCCAGCCUCAGCGCCGAGAGGCUGCAGAUGGACGAGGAGCUGCGACGGGAGCGUGAGCGCGAGCGGGAGCGGGAAGCCGACCGGGAGCGGGAGAAGGAGCGCGAGCGCGAGCGGGAAAAGGAGCGCGAGCGGGAGAAGGAGCUGGAACGCGAGCGGGAGAAGGAGCGGGAGCGGGAGCUGGAGCGCCAGCGGGAGCAGCGGGCCCGGGAGAAGGAGCUGCUGGCCGCCAAGGCGCUGGAGCCAGCCUUCCUGCCUGUGGCCGAGCUGCACGGGCUGCGUGGCCACACCACAGAGGAGCGGGCCAAGCCCUCGGAGCAGCUGACCCCAACCCGAGCAGAGAAGCUGAAGGAUUCAGGCCUGCAGGCGCCCAAGCCUGUGCAGCACCCCUUGCACCCAGCACCCGCUCCCCAUCACACCAUGCCCAGCCUUCUCUCCAACCACAGCAUCUUCUCUCUGCCGGGCAGCAGCGCCGCCACGGCCCUGCUCAUCCAGCGCACCAACGAGGAGGAGAAGUGGCUGGCGCGGCAGCGGCGGCUGCGGCAGGAGAAGGAAGACCGGCAGUCGCAGGUGUCCGAGUUCCGGCAGCAGGUGCUGGAGCAGCACCUGGACAUGGGCCGGCCCCCGGUGCCCGCGGAGCCUGAGCACAGGCCCGAGAGUGCCAGGCCGGGACCAAACCGUCACGAGCCAGGCAGCCGAGACCCCCCGCAGCACUUUGGUGGGCCCCCGCCCCUCAUCUCGCCCAAGCCCCAGCACCACUCCGUGCCCACAGCCCUCUGGAACCCGGUGUCCCUGAUGGACAGCACCCUGGAAACGCGGCGGGCCCCCGAGAGCCACCCUCUGCACAGCCACCCAACCCCGUUUGAGCCCAGCCGCCAGGCAGCUGUCCCGCUGGUGAAGGUGGAACGGGUCUACUCAGAAAAGGUGGAAGAGGGGUCCCGGAAGCGCGAGGCCACCCCACUGGACAAGUACCAGCCGCCACCACGGGAGGCGGGGAGCCUGGAGCACCAGACCUUUCCUCACGGGCCUGGGCCCUUCCUGGCUGAGCUGGAGAAGUCCACCCAGACCAUCUUGGGCCAGCAGCGGGCCUCCCUCACCCAGUCAGUGCCCUUUGGGGAACUCACUGGACCCCUGAAGCCAGGCUCGCCCUACCGGCCCCCGGCGCCACGGGUCUCUGACCCUGCCUACAUCUAUGAUGAGUUCCUGCAGCAGCGCCGGAGGCUGGUCAGCAAGCUGGACCUGGAAGAGCGCAGGCGGCGAGAGGCCCAGGAGAAAGGAUACUACUAUGACCUGGAUGACUCUUACGAUGAGAGUGAUGAAGAGGAGGUCAGGGCCCAUCUCCGCUGUGUGGCCGAGCAGCCGCCCCUCAAACUGGAUACAUCGUCCGAGAAGCUAGAGUUUUUGCAACUUUUUGGCUUGACCACCCAACAGCAGAAGGAGGAAUUGCUGACCCAGAAGCGGAGGAAGAGGCGGCGGAUGCUGAGAGAGAGAAGCCCAUCACCCCCAACAAUUCAGAACAAGCGGCAGACGCCUUCACCGAGACUGGCCCUGUUCACCCGCUAUAGCCCUGAUGAGAUGAACAAUAGUCCCAACUUCGAAGAGAAGAAGAAGUUCCUGACCAUCUUCAACCUGACCCACAUCAGUGCUGAGAAGAGGAAAGACAAAGAGAAACUUGUCGAAAUGCUCCAUGCCAUGAAGCAGAAGGCGCUGUCAGCAGCAGCGGCAGACUCACUCAGGAACUCUCCGAGGGACAGUCCUGCUGUCUCCCUGAGUGAACCAGCCACGCAGCCAGCCUCUCUGGAUAUGGAAAAGCCUGUGGGUAUUGCUGCCUCCCUGUCUGACGUCCCAAAGGCCACAGAGCCUGGGAGACUGGAACAGCUCCGGCCACAGGAGCUGUCGCGAGUCCAGGAGCCGACUCCUGCCAGUGGCGAGAAGGGCAGGCUGAGUGAGGCCCCUGGGGGCAAGAAGAGCCUGAGCAUGCUGCAUUACAUCAGGGGCCCCGCGCCCAAGGACAUUCCCGUGCCACUGUCCCACAGCAUCAAUGGGAAGAGUAAGCCGUGGGAGCCUUUCAUGGCAGAAGAGUUUGCACAUCAGUUCCACGAGUCCGUGCUGCAGUCCACCCAGAAGGCCCUGCAGAAGCACAAAGGGAACGUCACUGUUCUCUCGGCAGAGCAGAACCACAAAGUCGACACAUCCGUCCACUACAACAUUCCUGAGCUGCAGUCCUCGAGCCGGCUGCCUUUGCCCCAGCACAACGGGCAGCAGGAGCCCACGGCUCUGAGGAAGGGCCCCCUCACACAGGAGAUGGACCAGGACUCGGAGGAGGAGGAAGAGGAGGACGAAGAGGAUGAUGAAGAACCCCCCAGGCGCAAGUGGCAAGGGAUUGAGGCGAUUUUUGAAGCUUACCAGGAACACAUAGAAGAGCAAAAUCUGGAGCGGCAGGUGUUGCAGACGCAGUACAGACGGCUGGAGGCCCAGAACUACAGCCUCAGUCUCACAGCAGACCAGCUUUCCCACAGCAUGGCGGAACUGAGGAGCCAGAAACAGAAGAUUGUCUCAGAAAGGGAGCGACUCCAGGCGGAACUGGAUCACUUACGGAAGUGCCUUGCGUUGCCUGCAAUGCAUUGGCCUAGGGGUUACUUUAAGGGAUAUCCUAGGUGACGGUUUCCCUUGCACUAGGCCGAACCUAUAGUAUAGAAAUAUUAUCUAUUUUAUUACCUUGAAUAUUUAAUAUUUUUCACUGGGAGGUUUGAAGCUUAAAAAAAAAAAAUAAGAAUGUGCCAUGCAUGAAGCAAAGGAUUGGAUUCCAGGCUCCAGAAAAAGAACGAACUCGCCUUGACUUCAAUGCAAUUGAAUCACCUUUGUAAUUCAGCGAGCAACCAAUGUAGGACAACGCCCAUAGUUUAUUUUUUAAAGGCCGUUUUAUUCUUUCUUUCCCCAUGUCACAUUUUUAAACCUGAAAAUGAAGGCUCCAUUACCAACACUAAAACUUUUAUCAUUUAUAGCCCCUGGGUGUAUAAGAUUGGCUCAAACUGCUUGUGUUCUAUUUCUUGUGUUGCCAUAUUACUAUGCCUCAAGACCCAAGUUUGCUUUUGCUGCAGUGUGGGGGUUGGUCUCAUUCCUCCCCAGGACUGAGACCCACUUCAGCUGAAUGAAGGUGGGGUGCAUUUUAAGUAAAGGGCUUAUUUGUUUCAGUUACUUUUCUGCAAAAUUUUCUUAAAAGCAACAGGUCUUAGGAGCACACAAAGCAACAGUACUAAAGCCUCACCCAUAGGCUUUUCCCUGGAAAAGCUCUAACCUAAAGAUAAAGCAAAUCGACAAACUGAAGGUACCUUUUUUUAUUACUCCGUGGGGGAAAUGUACAGAGCUCUAUGUAUACAUAUAUUCACACCCACCAAAUUGUUGCUGCAGUGGGGGGUGUUUUCAUACAAACAAAUUUUGAGAGAAAAGUCAAAGGUGCUUCAGCCUUGUACUGUGUAUAUAUAUUAAAAAACAAAGUUUUGUAUGUUUUUAUUACUUUAAUUAUUGUUAUAAAAAGCCUGCCAUUUUUAAUGUGGUUUGGGGGGAUUUUUGUUUGUUUGUUUUCCUGUUUGGGAGUUUUGUUUGUUUUUUUGUUUUUUGUUUUUCUGGGCAAAAAUAAAACUUGCUUUUAGUGUCUGUACUGCUGCUGGUCAGGACAUUAAAUAUUGAAGUGUUUUUAAAAAUUAAAGAAGAAGAAAGUAAAAGAGCUUACCACUGGCGCCUAUGCGAUCACUUCAUUUUUGAGUUGCACCAGAAAACGAUGUAGAAAGCCAUGCAUUACUUCUUACCUCCUCCUCUGCCCCCUCCCCCCAGCUCUGGACAGCAAAUCGCAGUUAUACCCAGUUGCAAUUAGUGAGGAGGGGCUAGUCUACGGUAAACGAAACAGAUACUGGGUGCACCUACGCGUGCACACACAGACGUGGGGCUUUUGUAAAAGAACUUUUCAGGAAGUGAGCAGUUUCUGUAAUAGAAUUCUAAGGUGUCUUACAGCAGUCUGAGAACAGGUGCAAAGUAGAAACUUUAGAGGCUUUAUUUAGAUGCAAAGCUUUGUAAAAGCCUACAAGUAGGAUAAGCAAUGUCUGAGCUGAACUUCUCCUCCUUUUGAACUGACUGUGACAAGCACAGGAGCAGCUAGAACUGGGAUAAUCAGAUCCAUGCAAAGCAAUGGGGAAAAUUUUCCUUCUUGUCCCAGUUACUGUUCAUUCAGGCAGGAUUUAACCUAGAUCAAGAAAGUAUCUCUUGCCUGAAUGGGCUUCGACAGAGAGGCCGAAGCAGCCAGUGGUUGGUCUGCCCGGGGAGAGGGGAGGGGGAGGAGGCCUGAGUGUGAACACGCCUCCCCUUCACCCAGGGGAAGGGCUGGCUGACCUUCACGAAGGCUACUCACUGUGAUCAGUGGCCACACCCUCAGCCUUUAGCUGCGCAGAACAGCUUGCUGGCAGAUGGCAUUGUGUCGCUUUAUCUGUUCCCACACAGUUUGCUUUGUAUGUCUGCCAAGAAUCUUCCAGUUAUUAGCAAACUCAGACAAAAAGUGCCGCCAGUAUUAUCAGCAGUCAACAAGCGCCUUCCUCUCCACAGAAACGACUUGAGGAGAACUAAGGGCUGUUCUGUGGGCCUCCUCCCCUGCAAAGACAUUGAGAGAUCAACAUGUUCCACAGGUGGGACAGGUGUUUAGAGGGAGAUCUAUUGCCAACAAUAAAGGCAGAAUAUCACUGAAUUUCUCUAUUUAAAAUCUACUUGCUGUUUCUGGUCUGAAAGCUUAAGAGCUACAUCUUAGCAUUUCACUCUCAGUCCUCCUCCAUCACAGACAAUGUCUGAGUACUUUUGCUGAUCAGCUUUGGUAAUAGCCUUGGCUAACGUGGAAAAAGCAGACAACAACUUGAUGGGAGAGAAAAGCACAGCCCCAUCCCUUCACCAGCCUGGGGAGCUCCCUCGGUUGGGUCUGCUUAAUUGUUUGGGGAAGAGGUCACAGCGUGCGGGAUAAGGGAACGCACCACUCCAGGGGCGGAGGCUGUGUCACUGGGCUACUAGUAACUGCUUUUCCUCCUCCCCAUUGAAAACACCAUGUCUACCCUGCACUUGAGCUUCUGUUGCUCUGCCGCACCCAACUCCCACCUGUCUCUGGAGAUCUUAGACUAUUCUUGGGCUCAAUAAGACAAUCAGAAUAUAAAUAUAAACCACAAAAGGCAGUAUGAAUAAGAAAAAGGUAAGAGUCUUGAAAACAAGUGCACCACAAAGACAUAGUACCCAAUAGUGGGUUUCCAUCCAAUUAGUUUUAUAAUCUGAAAAUACUUUUUCAUCUCAUCUAAGUUCCUUUUCAGUUUAGGUUUAAAAAUGGACAAAUACGCACUAUCUGAAGCUUUUGUUCCACUAUUUCACGUUGCAUUUAAAAGAUAAAAGUUCAGAAGUACACCAAAUUUGCUCUAGAAUUGAUUGUGCAACCUCUGUGUCAGUAUUUUCGUGAAGACCUCGGUCCUUCACUGCCUCAUGUGCUUCCCACAGCACUUGGAGGAGACAGCUGCCAUCUGUCCUCUAAAGGGGAUUUCACUCAACUUGUGAGGGAUACCUUACAAAGCGGAAUCACAUGGCUCCACAUUUAAUCAGAUACUCAGCAACAAACCAGAGCUUUCCCCAAAACUUGGUACUGCAUACCUGGUCAUGGAAUCAGCCAAACUGAUGUGAAGAAAAUAACACGAUUUAAUCCAUUGUUUUAAGUGACCAAGGUAGGCUUUCUGACAGUUUAGUCUAUGUAUUCUAAAGGAACUAACUCACUAAAUUGGCAUUAACAUUCUACUAGAUUAUAUACCCUUACAGAAAUUCAAAGACUAUUCAAAGGAGCCCAUACUUCAGAAUUAUAACAGGAAAUCUUAAGUUUGUACACAGAAUGGGUUUUUCUCAAUGCUGCCAAAUCUCAAAAACUAAGAUACUCCCUUUCCCUGAGUUACGUGUCUUUCUAAAGUGUAGAAAAUUCCAAGGAUCCACCACAAGAUGGAGAUGGUCAGCACAAGCCGAUUCUGUUACUCUCUUAAAUAAGUGUAUAUUAGCCAUUUAGCAGCGAUCCCUAUACUCUUCCAAGUAACCAAGCUAUUGACUUUCUUACUACUUGCAGUAGCCUGUCCCCCACUUUUUGAUCCAGCACUUAACUUAAACUCCUUAACUCUGCCUUGACCUGAGGAAGACCAUGCUAAUUGGUUGUGUUACUUUGUUAUGUACCCUGUGCUCAAUUGCUAGAACAGUGAACCAGUACAUGGGAGGGAGGAGGAACGGUGCCUCGGUCACUCUGGGGGCAGUUUAGAUGCUGUGAAAUUAAACCUGUUCUAAGUGUACUUGUUUGAAUUAAUUGUAUUGUAAUAUUAUUUGUUGAAUGUAGUAAUUAGGUAUUUAUGAAUAUAUUGCUGUAAUU